Lathyrus sativus (Indian pea) is the source of this 489-nucleotide messenger RNA. NCBI's taxonomy places the organism in Eukaryota, Viridiplantae, Streptophyta, Magnoliopsida, Fabales, Fabaceae. The record is from the annotation of a GenBank genome assembly.
AUGGAAAUGAAAGAACAUCAUUCUGUUGCACUAAUAAAAUCAAACCUUACACCGAAGGCUAUAAUACACCAAAAGUUUGGCAAAAUAGCUUGCUACGCGGUAGAGGCGGUAAAGGAGGUUUCUCAAACUGAAUGUCUGGGGUUAUGUAUUCCACAGACGGGACCUUGCCUUUACCGUUGCACAUUGCAGCUCCCAGAACUUAGGGUUGUGUCAGGAACAUUUAUGAAAAAGAAGGAUGCAGAACAAUCUGCAGCAGAGAUAGCUUUAGAGAAGCUUAGUAUCAUUCCAGAGACCACUGAUCUUACUCCUCAGGAAGCACAUGAAAGUUUAGUUGCUCGAAUUGCCUAUCUGUUUUCAGAAGAAUUUCCUACAUCUGAUCAUCCACUCGGUGGUCACAUUCGAGCUACCUUGAGAAGGAAAGGCAAUCAUUGCGGAUCGAUUCCUGUAUCUGUCAUUGCUAUCAGUGACCCAAAGAUUUUUAGUUUGUAA